CCUUACCUGAAAUCGGGUUUCUCUGAAUCCUGUGGUUGAGCUACGACUCCAAAAAAUGCCAAGACGUGACAGUUCCCUUAUUGGUUCGUGUGGAAAUGCUACAACUCCAACUAAUCGGUUUGUGUGGAAAUGAAUGGUAUCGGAGACCCACAAGAUCCAUCUGGUCUAUGAAGCCCCCUGAUGUCAAGCAGGAAACGAGAGGCGUUUGCAACAGGACAAGCAACCAUGUGACUCCACACGCUCCCUACACCUUGCGGUCUUUUAUUUUCCUGUUGUUGUGUACCACGGCGGACGGGGACAUGGUGUACACCUACGAGUGACGUGGAUUAUUAUUACACGCUACUGCACAUGUGCAGAAUGAUUCAGGAAGACGCUAAACAUGUUUGGAGAAAUACGAAGCAGAAUCGCCGUCUCGAAGUGAAGCUUGAGAGUGACUCUUUUCAUCACAAAGACGUGACCGGUCCAGGGUGGACUCCGCCUUUCGCCCAUGCAGAGUCCAGCUCACCCGAGAUCCCGAAGAGGAUAAGCGGCAAGUGGACUCAUGGUAAUGGUGGGUUGACUCCACGCCGAUUCCCCAAAGACACGUUAUAGGAGUAAAGCAGUCUCUUUCCUUCAACAAGAUUGAGAGGGAAGGAUGGAGGGGGGGGGGGAUGAGGAGGAGAAGAUUGUGUAAACGCCGUGUGAUUUAUCCCAACUCCUCUUCUCCUCCUCCUCGUGAUGGAGCUUUAGCGCAGCGAGGAGAGACCCACCAAGAGUCCGUGCGUCCGUCCAUUCUUCUUUUCCUGCCUUCGUUCCAGCUGCCACCGUCUCUGCAGAGCGCGCGCAUCACGGAGGAAUAGACACACGCACAUUCAGCGCACACACUCAGUGCACAAACGUGCACGAGAAAGAGAGCGAGAGAGAGAGAGAGAGAGAGAGUGAGUGGGUCACAUGCACUCUCUGCAGGAUCUCGCUACCGGUCCAUGAAUGCGCGCGUCCAUCCCGCCUCGUCCUUCUCCUAGCAGCCCCGGGACGGCGAUGACGGGAUACCGAGCGCCGUGAUCUCACAGAGGCGGCUCGAGCUCCCACCCCCCCGCCCCCCCCCCCCCCCCAACCAUGCGCGGCGGGGCCGGCGGAGAUCGCAGUGCAGAAUCAGCCGCAGGCGCACGCACAACGAAGACUGGAUUACUAUACAACAUUGAUGUUCUUUGCAGCCGCGCCGUCGCAAAGUGACACCAACGUGGGAUUCCAACUCAGUUUUUUUUUUUUUUUUUUUUUUUUUUGGGGGGGGGGGAGAGAGAGGGGGAAACACGGUGGAAAAUUAUCGCUGGUUUGUUUCUUCUCCUGCUGUGCAGUGUUUGAGAGUGAGCACCAUCGGAGGCUGAAUGGUUUCUCGGAGGGAAGAGGGGACUGUUGCAAUGUCAUCUCACGCCACUCUUUUGGAGCUCCGUGGAAGGGAGAUGCUGGGCUGAAGCGGUUCGGAAGAAUGUCCCUCAGCAGUAAAAGAAUCAAGAGGAGGAGCAGAAGGUGCGGCGGCGGCGGCGGUCACCACCACGCCGUGCUGUUUUCCUUCGCUCUAUCGGCGGCGGUGGUGGUGACCUUCUUCACCGAUCCAGUGGCGGCCCAAAAGCAGCGAGGAAGUGGCUCGGAAAAAGUCCCGGUGCUAAAUAUCGCCGUGAUUCUGGGCCGCACGCGUUACAUCUCCGACCGGGACAUCCGGGCGCUGUGGAGCAAGGAGGAACCCGUCGAUGUCAACGUGGUGUCGUUGCUCGUUAACGAGACGGACCCAAAGAGCAUCAUCACGAACAUGUGCGACCUGAUGUCCGGGACGAAGAUCCACGGUGUGGUUUUUGGGGAUGGCACGGACCAGGAGGCCAUUGCCCAGAUUUUGGAUUUUAUUUCCUCGCAGACGCUCAUCCCCAUCCUCGGCAUCCAUGGAGGCUCGUCUAUGAUCAUGGCGGAUAAGGACGUAAAGUCCACAUUCUUCCAGUUUGGUGCGUCCAUCCAGCAGGAGGCUCUGCUGAUGCUGAACAUCAUGGAGGAAUACGACUGGCACAUUUUCUCCAUCGUGACGUCAAAGUUCCCCGGCUACCAGGAGUUUAUCAACAUUCUGAAAACCACGGUAGACAACAGUUUUGUGGGCUGGGACCUGCAGAAUAUCAUCACUCUGGAUGCCGUGGAGGAAGACAGCAGGUCUCAGAUCAUGCUGAAGAAGGUCCAGUCACCGGUGGUGGUGCUCUACUGCUCCAAGGACGAGGCCGUCUACAUCCUGGAGGAGGCUCGAUCCCUGGGUCUCACCGGUUUCGGUUACAUCUGGAUCGUACCGUCUCUGACCACGGGCAACCCGGAAAUAACACCCGAAGAGUUCCCGUCAGGAAUGAUAUCGGUGUCGUAUGAUGACUGGGAUUAUCCGUUGGAAGCGCGUGUGCGCGACGGUCUGGGGAUCAUCACGUCGGCGGCCGCCGCCAUGUUGGAUGAGUACGGCGACAUCCCCGAAGCCAGGACGUCUUGUUACGGUCAGAUGGAAAAGACCAGCAAGCUGCCACCCAGUGCACUUCAUAAGUACAUGAUGAAUGUGACAUGGGAAGGCAGAGACUUGUCCUUCACAGAAGAUGGAUACCAAGAGCAUCCCAAGCUGGUGGUGAUUGUUCUCAACAAGGAGAGAGAGUGGGAGAAGAUGGGGAGGCUGGACAACGGCAGCCUGACACUGAAGUACCCAGUGUGGCCGCGAUUCAACUCUUUCGGCGACGCAGAGCUCGACGACAACCACCUGUCCAUCGUCACGUUAGAGGAGAAGCCGUUUGUCAUCGUGGAGGACGUGGAGAGACUGACCGGUACCUGCAUGAGGAACUCUGUGCCCUGCAGGAAACAUAUCAAAGACAACACGACUGAGGCUGGUGGGACAUACAUCAAAAAGUGCUGUAAAGGCUUCUGCAUUGACAUUUUGAAGAAGAUAGCCAAGUACGUCAAGUUCACCUAUGACCUGUACCUAGUAACCAAUGGCAAACACGGAAAGAAGAUAAACAAUGUCUGGAAUGGGAUGGUGGGAGAGGUGGUCUAUAAGAAAGCCGUCAUGGCCGUCGGAUCUCUGACGAUCAAUGAGGAGCGUUCUGAGGUCAUCGAUUUCUCCGUCCCGUUCGUGGAAACUGGUAUCAGCGUCAUGGUGUCCCGUAGUAACGGAACCGUGUCCCCGUCAGCCUUUCUCGAGCCAUUCAGUGCAUCAGUGUGGGUGAUGAUGUUUGUGAUGCUCCUACUGGUGACUGCAAUGGCUGUUUUCAUGUUCGAAUACAUCAGUCCUCUUGGCUUCAACAGAAACCUGGCACAAGGAAAAGACCCUCACGGUCCCUCCUUCACCAUGGGCAAGGCUGUUUGGCUGCUCUGGGGUCUGGUUUUCAACAACUCCGUCCCGGUCCAAAACCCAAAGGGAACCACCAGCAAGUUCAUCGUGUCCGUGUGGGCCUUCUUCGCCGUCAUCUUCCUGGCUUCCUACACUGCCAACCUGGCCGCUUUCAUGAUCCAGGAAGAGUUUGUUGACCAAGUCACUGGGCUUUCUGACAAUAAGUUUCAGAACCCGUACGCUUACUCGCCUCCGUUCCGCUUCGGCACCGUUCCAAAUGGAUCCACUGAAAGGAACAUCAGGAAGAACUACCCGUCCAUGCACCAGUACAUGGUCAAGUAUCACCAAACAGGAGUUCAGGAUGCACUUGUCAGCCUCAAAUCUGGUAAACUGGAUGCCUUCAUCUAUGAUGCGGCGGUCUUGAACUACAUGGCCGGCAGGGAUGAGGGAUGUAAGCUGGUGACCAUUGGCAGCGGGUACAUCUUUGCCACCACCGGCUACGGCAUCGCUCUGCAAAAAGGCUCCUACUGGAAGCGACAGGUGGACCUGGCCAUCCUAGCCAUCAUUGGAGAUGGUGAAAUGGAGGAAUUAGAGGCUCAGUGGUUGACGGGUAUUUGCCACAACGAGAAAAACGAAGUGAUGUCCAGCCAGCUGGACGUCGACAACAUGGCGGGGGUCUUCUACAUGCUGGCCACCGCCAUGGGACUCUCCCUCAUCACCUUUGUCUCUGAGCAUCUCUUCUACUGGAGGCUCAGAUACUGCUUCACCGGGGUCUGCUCGGGCCGGCCCGGUCUUCUCUUCACCAUCAGUCGGGGUAUCUGGAGUUGCAUCCACGGAGUCCACAUUGACAUGAAGAAAAAGACAGAUCUGGAUUUCAGUCCUCAAGACAAGAUGCUGAAACUCAUCAAGUCGGCCAAGCACAUGACAAACAUGUCCAACCUGGGUGGCUCCCACAUGAAUUCGCCCAAACGCGAAUUCAUGCACUCAGCCGGGCCCAUGAUCAUGGACAUGAUGGCGGAGAAGGGCAACUUCAUUUACGCCGACAACCGAAGCUACGCUCCCAAAGAUAUGAUGUACGGCGACACGGGCGACUUGCAGUCCUAUCUAGCUAACCGCCACAAGGACCAUCUGAAUAACUACAUCUUCCAGGGGGGCCAGCAUCCUCUGACUUUGAACGACGCCAACCCGAACUCGGUUGAAGUCGCGGUUAGCGCCGAUGCGGUGCAGACGAACGCGAAACCGACGAGAACCCUGUGGAAGAAGUCGAUAGACACGCUUCGUUCCGCGCCACCCGGACCCUCGCCCAUGCCUGACAUGCUAAUGCCGGAUCCACGAAUGUCAAUGAAGACACAACGCUACCUCCCGGAAGAUACGGCUCACUCGGAUAUCUCCGACUGUUCCAGCAGAGCCGCUUCGUACAAGGACCCGGAAAACAACAAACACCUGAAAGGAAAGGAUAACUUAAAAAAAAGACCUGUGACUACAAAAUACCCGAGAGACUGUAGCGAGGUUGAGCUGUCCUACUUAAAAACCAAACAGGUCAGCGGCGGAACCAACCAACUCGGUCGAGGAACCGGAGAGAAAAUCUACACCAUUGACUCGGAUCGAGAAAUGAGCUUGCACUCGGAUCCCAUCCACUACCGCGAGAGUCGCGGUCUCGCGGCCGACGAUUUGGAAUACCCGGAAAUCUACUCGGACCACAGCGAUAACUACCGAAAAUGUGAGCAGCCAAUUAUUCAUCUGAACUCAUCGCCGUUGCAUCACACGGAUUCGGAUCUUCUACCGGACCCGACUUAUGUGAAACACUACAAUCUGAAAGAGAAAAACCUGUCCCCGCACGAGUCCAUCGACCGCUACAAACAAACGCACUGCCGUUCCUGCUUGUCAAAAGUACCCGCUAGCUACCCUCCGACCGGGGCUUACACCCCGACGGGAUCUGCAUCGGCAUCGGCGACUACCCGCUCACCGUAUAAUCGAUGUGAAGCGUGUCUCCACACGGCAAACCUCUACGACAUUAGCGAGGACCAGCUCCUCGCGGACCCGUUAGUGAGCCCCACAAUGCUCCACCAGCAGCCGCAGCAACCAGACGACAUGUUCGGUCUCUACUGGCCUCAAACCGACGGUCCGCACGUCCAGAAGAGGAACCGCUUGAGGCUGAACCGUCAGCACUCCUUUGACAACAUAUUGCUCGAAAAACCCAAGGACUUGGACCUGGGUCGCCCGGCACGCAGCGUCAGCCUCAAGGAAAAAGACCGCUUUCUGGACUCUGCGUCUGAUUCGCAUUACGCAAACCUCUUCAACAUGCGUCCGUACUCCGGAAAACUCUUCGGCACCACGUCCAAAUCCAUGAUGUUUAACCACAACUUGGAAGAAAGCAAGAGGAGCAAGUCCCUGUAUCCGGCCCACGGCUCGGAAAACCCUUUCCUGAGCCACUCGCUCAGAGACGACACCAGCAGCAGACUGGUCCACGGGCGGAGCUCCUCCGAUAUUUACAAACAGCUAGUGGCGGCUUCGCCGGCGGCGAUCCUCGGAGCGGCACCCGUGAAAACGCGCAACGAUGCGAACAAUCUCCGAGGCUCCUCAGUGAAAUCCACCACAUCGUACUGCUCACGGGACGGGCGCUUAGCGAACGACAUGUACAAUAAGGAGCAUGUAAUGCCUUACUCUGCCAAUAAGACUUGUGCGUAUCCAGCCUCGCGCGGCGGCGGCGGCGGCGGCACCGGCGUAAACGUAAACUCCGCCCAAUUCAGCAAUAGACGAGUGUAUAAAAAAAUCCCGAGUCUGGAGUCGGACGUUUAGUCAUGUUUUCAGCUCUCUCUGGGUUUGUAUUUAUUCUCAUUUGUUAUCCACGAAGGGAUGCCAUAGCCACACUUUUCUUCUCUUGACAUCGAACCUUCGCCGUUUUGUUUGGUUUGAGACCGUCACCGCGGAUGAUGUCACAUCUCCGCUAUGGGACUCAUCACUUUAGGCUGCUUUAGAUAGUACUUUGUCAUUUUGUGUCUUGCCCGCACUCGAGAGAUUAGUUAUUGGCUCCUUCGGUUUUUUUUCGUAGGAGGCGCGCUUCCAGAAGAACAUCAGAAUGAAUGAAAAAAAAAACAUGGCGGAGGUUGGCAAGUCCAUCGUCUUCAUGCAUAUAUUCCCAGCCUUUUUGUGUCCCUGUGGUUGAACAGGCGGACCAGAUGGGCACAACGUAGGGCGACUUCUCCACGGGAGAUGACUUCCUGGUCAAAGAGUCUACUGCUUGUUAGGCCCACGUCGGAAAUGAAACAUGACAUGAAUGGUUACACGGAACCGCUUCCGUAAAGUGGCUUCGGAGUAAAUCGGAGAAGACACGGCAAGUAGGUAAUAAUGUUUACAGACUGAAAAAAAACUGAGGCAAAGUACUGCUUUUUUUUUUUUUUUAAUUCUAGAAACUUUAAGAUUUCUUCCUGAUUCCGACACCGGAAUCACACCUACGUAGGCUUUGAGUGUUUGCUUAAUAGUUAGCACAAUAGCCAUUAGUUUUUCAAACCUUUUUCCUACAAUCGCUUUAAAAAAAAAAAAAACAAAGACAAGGUUCUUUUUGCACGCGCGGAUCUUUUUCCUGUUGUAGAUUAGAUUAAAAAAAAAAAACAUAUUCUGAAGUAUAUUUUCCAUCUUUUUGAAAAAGAGGGAUGGACCUUUGUACAAUCGAAACGUUGACCUUAGUAAAUCAGUGAAGGUGGUGAACGGGAAGAGCCAAGAGUCGACUGGGAAAAUGGGGAAAAAUAACCAAACAUUUUCUUUUCUUUCUUCAACCACCUUGCCAAUGAUAAACAGGGUAUUCGUUCAUAAAAGAAAUGACAUGACACAUCACUGGGUGUAGCGUUGCAUCCCUAAUCUUGUUUUUUUUUUUUUGGUUUACAUACAGUAACGUACACUAUCCAAGCCAGGGGUGUCCAAAGUCUAACCCAGGAGCCUUUUGAGGCCCAGUGUUGUUUUUUAAUUGGCUCGCAGAACUUUCCAAACAUAAAAUAUAACACGAAAAUGGCAAAAAAAAUAAAAAGUGGAAAGAUCAGCAGUACUUUUUAAAUUUUUUGUUCUAACAAAAUCUAACAAAAAAAUGUAUGAAAAUUAGGUUGUGGUAAAAAUUCUAAUCAAUAAAAAAAAACAAUAAAGGGAAAACAUCAUGGGAAUAAAGAAAAUGGAAAAAAAAACACCUGCAUGACAAACAUCUAAUAAUGAGAAAUAACAUAAUAUUAUGAGGAAAAAUGUAACAAAAAAUAUUACAUAUAAGACAUUAUUUUGUCAUAUAAUAAUGUGAAGUCAUAAUAUGAAAAACACAAAAUGGUGAUCAAAAUUGUAAUUUUGGGGAAAAGUUCCAAUCUUACAAAAGUAAAACCACAAUAUGGGAAUUAUUAUAAUAGUCAUAAUUAUAAGAAAUGUGCUGUUAAAAAAUUAAAUUAAAUUAAUGAAUUAAAAAUGAAUGGAAAAACUGCUGUAAUUUUUUAGAAUUAAUAUAAUUAAGAAAACAAGGUGUAUUCUAAUGAGGAAAAAUUGUCACAAUUUUACUAAACAAUAUUAUGAGGAAAGGUGUCUUUUUCAAAUAUGACAAGUUGUUAUGUAAAAAAAACAAAACAAAAUAAAUGUGUGCUUUUAAGUUGGGGAAAAGCCCUAAAAAAUGUAAGAAAAUUACUUACUAUGACUUACUAUUUUUUCAAAAUUUUGGUUAUCCUUCACAAUCCUUAUGUGAAACAUGAACACAUAUUUGUUUCCCUUUUCUGUGCCUUAUAGCACGAGAAAACAAGUUUAUAUCAGCUUGUUAGCAACGGUCAUGGGAAAUAUCUAUUUUGACGCAAAAACCCUAAAAAUAAAAAAUAAAAAACUCCCAAAAAACACCAACAGUGUUCCAUUUACAGACCUGACUUGUACACUAACCAAGGUACAGCCAUAUUAUUAUUGCAGCAGCUGACAUGAAAACUUUUUUUUUUUCUCACGGACUAACACUACACCUGCUAGUUGCUCAAUGGAAGCAUGGAUACCUAGCUCGUCAUUUGGCUGCAAAGACUUUUUACCUGAGGACUGGAAGUCCUUGUGCUGGAAGAUACAGCCAUCUUGAGUGUUGUCAUUGCUGUUGUUGAAGGAACUAGCAUAAAUAUUUUUCUCUGUCGUGUUUUAAAUCAUCAAAAGUUAAUGCAAAAAAAGUUAACCUAGGGCUUCAUAGUCCAAACAGGUGUAUCCCAAUGAUAGCAUUGUAAGCUAGCUCCUAUUAACUCGUUUUCCUGUGAUGUCAUUCACAGAAAACGGAAAAUUUUCACAUCAGGAUUGUGAAUGAUGGGCAAAAUUCCCCCCAAAAACCGCAGUUCCCCUUUAAGACAAACAAUAUUUUUUCUUAAAAUCUAUGCUUUCACUACGUGGCCCUCUCCGGAAAAAGUUAGGACACCCCUGGCGUCACCUCGUAGUAGAAUCGCAACUACUCCUGAGCAUCCAUUCCUUUGCUUGCAUUGGGAUGCGAGCGAGGAAUCCGAGGAAGUCUUGUGUGUGCAUGGCAGCCCUUGGAUACGCUUGAAGACAAAAACAACAACAACAAAAAAACUUCCGCUUCUUAAUGCGUUUUUUUUUUCUUUUUUUCGUUUGUUUGUGUUAUUUUCCGAGGGAAAAAAAAAAUUGCACACGCACAUUCUUCCAUGUCUGCUUCAAAAUGUACAGUUUGGAAAAACAGAAGCAUCUUAUCUGUUGGACUGAUUGGAAUUUCACACGGACAAAUUGUAUCAAAAUGAAAUACCUCAGGAUGAUGAGUGUGCAUUUUUUUCGGCGGGGAAAGGGGGGGGGCUUCAACGUUAGCAUCACAAAAAGACACUAAAUAUUUUGUAGAAAAGAACUUUAAAAAAAAAAAAAAGCUGAAAAAAUGUUUCUAGCGGCAGCAAACAUAACCAAACCGAUUUUUUUUUUUUUUUUUUUUGACAUUUCAAGGUCUUCCAGUUGAGGAGGAAACGGGGGAGUGCAGUGUCACCCGUUACCAAAAUGUGCACUUCAAAAAAAUGGCGGAUUUUACGUAAAUGUCCAAAAAAAAAUUAUUUUUUUUUUUUCCGAUGAUGGCGUUUGACUCAACCAAUCACGGUCAUAUCAUUUUUUCAUACUCUUGGAAUAUUUCCCUCCAUUGCUUCAGCUUUCCCGACUGACUGAUAAGCAAUAUGUCCUUAUUUUUUUGCAUCUUAUCUGCAUAUUUAUUAAUAUUAUUAUUAUUAUUAUGACCAUAUAUAUCUCCACACACUGGUGUGAGCUGACGAGUGAACAAUAUUCACGUGUAUAAAAAAAAAAAAAAAAAGAUAUCAAAGCAGCACCCUGGCGUUUUAUCAUGGACUCAUGACAGUUUGUUCUGUUCUUUCUACUUUUGCAGAACUGUCAUGUAAACUGAUGCUGUUUUACACACGCGCACCCAAACGCACCCCUGUGAUGACAAACCCCCCUGCUCUUUUUUAAUGGCAAAAAAAUGUAUUUUAAUUCCAUUUAUCGAUAAAUAAUGAGGUGAUGGCAUGCAACCCCAGAUGUAACAAUGUUUUUAUGUUUCUGUUUGCUUUCAUUUUGUCAUGAUGUUAUUAUGAUCACUGAUGCGUUGUAAUCGGGUGUGAGUAUAUACAUAUUGGAGAGGGAAGGGGGUUAUUUACUGGGUGUUUCACACGCUGAAGAUGCUGCUGCUGUGUCGGGGGGUGGGGAGGGGGGUGUCCUGACUUCAUUGACACACAUUGGAUUCAUGCAGGGGUGUCCAAAGUGCGGCCCAUGGGAUCUUUUUUGGAUUUGGAUGGGUUUUUUUUUAAAUAAUUUUUUGAAAAAACAACAGAGAUUUAAUAAUUGGCAGUGAUUUUACUAAAACGAACGGAAAAUAUUUCAAGAAAAAGGUUGGAAUCAAACGAAGAUUAAAUUUUAAAAUGAUAAGAAAUUUUUUUGGAACAAAUUCACAGAAGAAGUUGUAAUUUUUGGAGAAUUAAAUUACAUAGAAAAAGUCGUCAAACAUCCAUUUUCUACCACUUAUCCUCACAAGAUUUGCGGCUUUAUGAUGGAGCCUAUCCCAGCUGACUUCAGGCGAGAGUCGGGGUCCACCCUGGACUGGGGUGGGGAGAGACAAAAUAGGAAAGCCAAAAAGUUACCACUUCCACACAAAAUAGGAGAACUCAUUCAUUCAUUCAUUUUCGACCGCUUAUCCUCACGAGGGUCGCGGGGGUGCUGGAGCCUAUCCCAGCUGUCUUCUUCGGGCGAGAGGCGGGGUACACCCUGGACUGGUGGCCAGCCAAUCACAGGGCACAUAUAGAC
Doryrhamphus excisus (bluestripe pipefish) is the source of this 10585-nucleotide messenger RNA. NCBI's taxonomy places the organism in Eukaryota, Metazoa, Chordata, Actinopteri, Syngnathiformes, Syngnathidae. The record is from RefSeq and is a predicted model, not a curated record.